AUGAGUCCGGGCAGCCUAAAACUGGAUACUAAAGCAGACGCCCUGCGGCCUCUGCUGGACUCUGACCCCAACGAGACGCUGUCUGAUCUUCGGAAUGACGCCUCUUCUCUGGUUGCAAAUGAGAUGCUACCUCCUCCUUAUACCAUAUUCGACAGCUGGCGCCGCUACGUUCUUAUGGCGUUGCUCAGUGUGGUAGGAAUCUGGAGUUCUGUGCUGAAUCCAAUUUACUUCCCUGCGUUGCCCACGUUGACCAGUGAGUUUGGUGUAUCUCUGGAAGCCAUGAACCUCACUGUGGUGGCGUACUUAGUGUUUCAGGGCAUCACCCCGACAUUCACGGCGAACUUUGCCGAUACUUAUGGCAGAAGGCCCAUGGUGUUGAUAGCAUUUCUCAUCUACAUCGGCGCUAGUAUUGGCCUAGCGGUGAGCGACACAUACUGGCUUUUGGUGUUCUUACGAUGCGUCCAAGCAGCUGGAAUUGCCCAGGUUAUCGCCAUUAAUUCGGGUAUUGCAGGUGACGUUUGUGUGCCGCAAAACCGUGGCGCUUUUGUGGGUGUGGUAUCAGGAAUGCUCUUGGUGGGUCAGGCAUUUGGCUCGCUUAUUGGUUCUGGACUUAUAUCGACCUGGAACUGGCGUGCAGUGUUUGUCUUUCUUGCCAUCGGUGCCGGCGUCACCUUAAUUUUUAUUUUCAUCCUUCUCACCGAGACGUGUCGAAACAUAGUGGGAAACGGCUCUGUCAAGCCCAAGAACCCUCUCCAUGCUGCUCCUGCGCUUCUUCUACCGGGAUACAAACAGUAUGUUAAUAACGACCGUUCUACUUUGGCAACUCGUGUGCCACUAGACUUUUUGGCUCCUUGGAGGAUCUUGAUCAAACCCACAGUCAUCGCCGUGCUUCUUCCUAGUGGCCUCCAGUUUGCCUCAUGGACAAUGUGCUUGACCUCCUUAUCCACGGCUCUUGAAGACGAGCCUUAUAAUUAUACAGUCAUACGUGUCGGUUACAUGUACUUGCCCCAAGGUAUUUGUUGUCUUGCAGCAUCGAUUAUCGCUGGAAAGGUGCUCAACGACUACUACCGCUGGCGUCGCAAAAAGUACGAUGAAACUUACGCCAACCACGACAAGGAGAGUCGUCCACCUUUCAACAAGAUUCGUGUCCGUCUCGAUGUCGCCAUCAUCCCCACGUUUAUGACAUUGUUGGGCCUCUUGCUUUUUGGUUGGAUGCUCGACAAGAAAAGCAGUGUCGUUGGUGUUGUGAUUGGCCUGUGCUUUGCCUCUUUUGGAAGCUCGUCCUUCAUUGCUGUCGUCACCACCAUGCUUGUGGACCUCUUCCCUGCGAGAGGCCUGGCUUCCACUAGUUGUGUCAAUUUGGUGAGAUGUAUCCUUGCUGCGGCCUUUGUAGCAGCAAUGGACCAAAUGGACAGUACUAUGGGCAUUGGCGGAGUCUACACGCUUAUGGCUGCAUUAUGUUUGGCGAGCAACGUGUUGUUGGUCGUCGUUGUUGUACAAUACCUGAAGAAGUUGAAAAAGGGAAACUUAUAG
Messenger RNA from Candidozyma duobushaemuli, 1533 nucleotides. RefSeq names its product multidrug transporter (gene QDR1). Gene Ontology annotation, molecular function: transmembrane transporter activity. The coding region runs from base 1 to 1533 and encodes 510 amino acids. The record is from RefSeq and is a predicted model, not a curated record. Lineage: Eukaryota; Fungi; Ascomycota; Pichiomycetes; Serinales; Metschnikowiaceae. Gene Ontology annotation, biological process: transmembrane transport. The transcript has a single exon.